Messenger RNA from Sorex fumeus (smoky shrew), 453 nucleotides. RefSeq names its product double-headed protease inhibitor, submandibular gland-like. Gene Ontology annotation, molecular function: protein binding; serine-type endopeptidase inhibitor activity. The record is from RefSeq and is a predicted model, not a curated record. The transcript has 6 exons. The coding region runs from base 1 to 453 and encodes 150 amino acids. NCBI's taxonomy places the organism in Eukaryota, Metazoa, Chordata, Mammalia, Eulipotyphla, Soricidae.
AUGAAGAGCAUCACAGUUUGUGCUGUCCUUGCUCUGGCAACUUCUGCCUGGGCUGCUUCUCCUACUGGUGAGUCUACUCAGGUGGAUUGCUCUAUGUACAGUGGGAAAGGUUCCGGGAUUGCAUGCACAAGAAUAUACAAACCAGUAUGUGCUUCAGAUGGGAACACUUACAGUAAUGAAUGCAUGCUUUGUAUGAAAAACCAACAAUUAAAAAAUGUCGUUCUCAGAAAGAUGAAUGAUGGUGAAUGUUCUACUGCUCAAUCUACUGUUCAACAGGAUGAACUUGAUUGCUCUGGAUAUUCUGCAGCAUGUACCAUGGAGUAUAAGCCUCAUUGUGGAUCUGAUGGAAAUGUAUAUUCCAACAGAUGUAUGUUUUGCAAUGCUGUUCGGAGGAGUCGUGGUGCAUUAACUCUCAGAAACCAGGGAGAGUGUUUGUCUUCCAAAUCACAGUGA